Hyalella azteca is the source of this 2034-nucleotide messenger RNA. Its product is annotated as protocadherin-16-like. The coding region runs from base 1 to 2034 and encodes 677 amino acids. Gene Ontology annotation, cellular component: catenin complex; plasma membrane. Gene Ontology annotation, molecular function: calcium ion binding; cadherin binding. The record is from RefSeq and is a predicted model, not a curated record. NCBI's taxonomy places the organism in Eukaryota, Metazoa, Arthropoda, Malacostraca, Amphipoda, Hyalellidae. Gene Ontology annotation, biological process: homophilic cell-cell adhesion. The transcript is spliced from 10 exons.
AUGAUUGGGUCGCGCAUCUCGCCAGGUGGAGGCCACAGCAGCGGCAGCAGCAGCAGGAUAGCCGCGUCUGUUUGCCCGGCUGACAGCCCGUUGGAGCAGUCGAACCCCCGCUUCGAGACCCGAUAUUCAUCAUCGAACCAUGGGUCGGAGAUUCGUUGGGAAUCAGAAGUGCGGUAUUCGCUGCUGGACUGGAAGCAGCGCUACUGGUUCACGGUGCAGCCGCACACCGGCGUCGUGGCGCUAGUGUCGCCUCUCGACAGAGAAACUACAGCACACCUGACGGUGCCGCUGGAGGCGCGUACGUCUCAGGGCAGCGCAGAAGCGACGUUGUACGUCACUGUCGAAGACGUCAACGAGUUUCCGCCGCGUUUUGCCAACGACGUUUAUCAGACGCAGAUUACUGAGGAAGACGACAGACACCUGCCCAAGCCGGUCAUACAGGUGGUCGCACGGGAUCGUGAUGGGGGCAGCUGGGGAGUGCUGCGCUACUCCCUCAGUGGGGACGGGGUCCCCCAAACCCAGGACCCCCACCCUCAGGAUCCCAGUCCUAACCCCCACAAUGAUAAUCUUAACAGCGAAGCUACGAGACGUCAACAUUUUCCCCAAUCAAGAUCAUCGUCUCUGAGUAAACCCCAUCAGCCACACGUGACUCCCAUAGCAAAGUCGUCGUCACGACUUCUCCCGGUCUCUUCGUCGCUCGUCAGUGACAUCGUCCUCGGUCUCGCGGGUCCGGCGCUUCGGUCUCCAGGGGCGCCGCCCCCCGCCGUCGCCCCGCCCUCGGUCUCCAAGAGCAAACACUGGACGCGUCGCCGCGCUGCCUUCUCCGUUGAUCCCGAGUCCGGCACCAUCUACGUGCUUAAGCCGUUGGACCGUGACGCACCAACGGGCCAGGCGCGCUGGCGUCUGACGGUCACGGCCACGGACGGGCAGUACACGGCCUCCACUGACGUACUCGUCAACCUCAAAGACGUCAACGACAACGCACCCGUCUUCCCGCGUGACGUCAUCGACGCACACGUCUUGGAAAACUCGAUGUCAGGAACGACCGUGGCGGUAGUGACUGCGCACGACGCAGACGACCCGCAUGAAGGCGACAACGCCCGCCUGUCGUAUUCGCUGCUGAAGAACGUCAUUGAUGAACGCUCCCGCCUGCCUAUGUUCACAGUUGACAGGCAGACGGGGGCUCUGCGUACGGCCGUCUGCUGUCUAGACAGGGAGCACACGUCGUCUUACGGGCUUGUGCUUGCUGCUACUGACGGAGGAGGUCUUCAAGGUACUUGCACCGUUACCGUUAACAUCGACGACGUCAACGACGUUCCUCCUUCCUUCGUGCGAUCGCACGUCGAUGUUGUGGUCCCCGAACAUCGUCAACCAUCUUUCCAGCGUUCUUCGUCCCAUGGAGCAUCGUCAUCCAACGGAGCAUCGCCAUCUCCCGACGUUUCGUCAUCCGACGGAGUUCCUUUGUCUAUCGAAGUCACGUUGCCCAAGGAAGCACUAUCAUCCAGCGCAGUGUUGUCUUCCAACAGAGAAUUUCCCUCCCGCGGCCUUCCAUCGUCCAAAUCUCGCAGCAACGUCUCUGAAAAUUUCAUCUCGACUCUUGUGGUGACGGAUCCUGAUACAAGCAACGUGUUUGCAUACCGGGUGAUGCCAGGGAGCGGUCACGGCUGGCAGCUGGUGGAAGUAGCAGCAAGCACAGGUGGUGCAGACCUGUUCUCUAGAGUGCCGCUGGAUUUUGAGAACCCACAGCACAGAGCGGGACUCAACUUUAGAGUGCAGGUCACCGAUCAGAUCAGUGACUACGCAGAAUCCUGUGUAAGGGAAGUUUCCGAAGAUUUAAGGCUCUACAUCAUCUACUACUUCUACAAUUUGAGCAUCGGACUUCGACACGGUCUACGAGAAGAAUUCAGCGACGAAGAUUACAACGGCUACAACAUACAAGACCCAGCAUCUGCUUCAACGCAGCUAAAAACAACUGCCACUACGACCUUUGACCUCAUCAACCCCCACGGUUCUGGCUGUGCGAUGACCACUUGA